Molecule: messenger RNA, 2176 nt
Organism: Oppiella nova
Lineage: Eukaryota; Metazoa; Arthropoda; Arachnida; Sarcoptiformes; Oppiidae
Source: the annotation of a GenBank genome assembly
CUUAAUGUCAUUAUAAUUGUAUUCAUAUUUUCAGUUCAUUUUUCAAUUAUGUUUUGACUUUUCAUUGAUAUGUUUGUUGUGAACAACAAUUUAUUUAUAAAUAUUAUGACGAUUUCAAUGGCUUUUUGAAACAUUAAUAUUCAUUAAAUUGCAAUAAAUGUAACACUUUUUGACACCAAUUCACACCAUUUCAUAGCAUUUCGUAACACUUGAGCCAAAAAGCAACACAUCUAUGGCUGACUCCGAGAUAAUCAUCGAUAAGUGGAAGAGAGAGCAGAUAUUGGGUUCGGGAGGGUUUGGUGUCGUGAGUCUGUGGAUCCAUUUGGACACCAAUGAGAGGAUAGCACUGAAACAGUGUCGAUGGAGUGAUGCCAACGCAGGGAUGUCUCAGAAACAUAAAGAGCGGUGGCGCCAAGAGGUGGAUAUAAUGCAUCGCCUGGACUGUCCAAAUGUGGUCAAAGCCAUUGCCAUUCCUCCAGCACUCGACUCACCUAAGGCUGAGCUGCCGAUCCUUGGGAUGGAAUUCUGCAGCGGCGGUGACCUCAGACGAGUCCUCAACAAACCGGCCAACAGUUGUGGUCUAACAGAGCUAGAAGUGCGACAAAUCCUGCGUCAGGUGUCCACAGCUGUUGAAUACCUGCACUCCAAGCGUAUUAUCCACAGAGACUUAAAGCCCGAGAAUGUGGUCCUUCAGCCACGUACUGAUGGACCCAUUCUUUACAAACUCAUUGACUUGGGUUACGCCAAAGAGUUGGAUCAGUCGAGUCUCUGCUCGUCAUUCGUGGGAACCCUUCAAUACUUAGCGCCCGAACUGUUUCUGAGUAAACAGUACUCCUCUGCAGUGGACAACUGGAGUUUCGGUCUCUUAGCGCAUGAGAUAAUGGUCGGCAGAAGACCUUUUCUGCCCAAUUAUAGUCCCGCCCAAUGGAUACCCAUUGUGUCAAAGAAGUCUUCGUCCGAUAUCUGCGCGAAUGUCGACAAAGACGGAAACGUCACCUUUUCUAAGGAGAUAUCCGUUUACAACCAAAUCUGUUCAACACUUAAAUUCAAUUUAGAAAACUAUCUCCGAAUGGUAUUGGAAUGGGAGCCAAAGAAAAGGGGUGGGAAAGGGGUCUUCCAGAUGUUGUCCGACAUUCUCAACAAAUAUAUCGUCGAAGUGUUUGUCGUCAAUACUCUCGAGUGCUAUUCAUAUGAGAUAACAGAAGACACUAAACUCCUUGACCUCCAAUUACUUAUCGAUUCCAACACUUCAAUCAAUUGCAACAAUCAAUACCUAAUUCUUCCGAAAGGACUCAUACCUCAAGAGAAUAUUGGGAAACAGAUUAUCGACUACUGGUAUAAGAGGGAUGACAACCAAAACAAAGACAUCCAAACCAUUUGCAUCUUAAUGUUUGAUAAGUCCAAAGUGUCUCAAUAUAACAGUUACUCCGCGUGUGUUAUCCCGCAGUCGGUCGAAGAGAUUAUGUUAAACCCGACGGAAGGUAUGGCUUAUGAGGAGCAGAAGAACGCUUGGCGUCACGCCGUUUGGGUGGCAUCCCAGGCCAUUAAGAAGUACGUCACUCUUCACGAGGGCUUCAAAAACAUUUUGAUGACUUGUUUGAGUUCACAAAACGUUAUGCAAAAGUUAAGCCAAAAAGUGAACGUAGAGUUCAGUAAACUCUUCGCAAUCACACAGUUCUUCAAGACGUCUAUUAAAAUAAAUCUCGAAAACUGCGAAAAGUGUCCAAACGUUUCGUCGACAGCUCUGUUGCGGUCGUCCAAAGAGUCGUUGAUUGAGUUGCGAGAAGUGUACGCGAUGUCCGAAACGGUGAAUAACUUAUUCAUAAAAUCGCAUUCAAUAGUGACAAAAGUAAUCGACGCCCAAAGGAAUCAAGUGUUCAAUGCGUUCAUUAAAUCCAAACCAAUCGAUGAAUCAAUUUCGUCGAUAUAUAACGACAUUCUGUCGGCUUUUGAUCAGUUGAGGAAACGGUCCAAAGAGGAGAGGAGUCGCAAAACGGAUAACACAGUUAUGGUUAAACUCCUCUGCGAUUGCUUCCAAUUAGAAGAGAAACUAAUGAAAGAUAUUUACUCUUAUAUCCGGAAACUCAUUGAUAUAUUGCUUCAAAUCCAAUCGCAUGAAAAGGAUUUGCAAUUGAUUUUGAAAUCAGUGUCNAAAUUGCAAGAAAGCUAUGAAUGA